Messenger RNA from Angiostrongylus costaricensis, 309 nucleotides. The record is from the annotation of a GenBank genome assembly. Lineage: Eukaryota; Metazoa; Nematoda; Chromadorea; Rhabditida; Metastrongylidae.
AUGGUCGAAAUAUUACUACGCUUUGUGCUAGCUGAUAACAACACCGACUUCUGCACGAUGUGCGCAAUGAUGUAUGUCCGGAAGAAAAACAAGUUGUUAUCACCGGACAUUAUCAUUAUAUCGACCAUCAGCAUCGUGUAUAAAAGGGCAUCACUGAGUGAGGAUGCCUCAUUCGAUUCGAGAAGAUGGCUCGCUGAGGAAGAUCUGGCUCGACAGGAAGGCGAAGACGCAACGUCGAGGCGAACAGCAAGCAUGGACCAUCGACUCGGAUCACCGGCUCUGAGGAAGACGAAGACGUCGAAACGUUAG